UACAAUACUAAAAAUUUUUUUACACGCAGAAUCGCUAAUUAAGAAACUAUGUUGCGUGCAAUUUGGCAGAAAUAUAAAGCAAUAGGUCAGUUUUCGAAUCACAAUGUUAGAAUCAGGUUUGAAAUGAAAUUUACUUAAAUAUUAUAUUUUAAAAAAAUUAGUUUGAAAUACGUAAUUUUAAUGUGUAGUUUGGAAAGCCAUCAAUAGAUGGCGCUACGAGUUAAAAUUUAACAUUGUAAUCUUAUUUCUGCAAAAAUUCACGAAGUAAUUGAUUUUGAUAUCAGUUAUAAAUCAUAUUUUUUUCUAAAUAAUAUUUAGAAGCGUUUCAUAUAUUCCUUUAUACACAGUUUUCACUAAACAUUGUCAGCUGUCAGCAGAAUGACGUUUACGGCAACCCUAUUGCAUUGCUAUUCCGCACUCGUUUUGUUUACAUUUAUUUGUACUGUGGUCAGUUUGCAAAAAAUAUGCGAAAAUAUCAAGGACGACCGAAAAAACAUCCUGGUUUUAAUAAAAGAUCCAGAAUUCAGCGUAAACGUCGAGCUCAAGAAAAAAAUAUGAAAUUAAAUUCCCGAGAUGUGGAAGAUUCCGAACAAGCGGAUGUUUUCGAAAGGUCAGAAAUUAUUGAUACAACUGCAUCUGUGUCAAAGGAGAAUCAUUGCCCGGAUGAUUUUUUUACAAAGUCCGGAAGUGAAAAAUUUGACUUUUCUACGCCAGAAGUUACAGCUAAUGUUCCUAAGACAAACCAGGCUUUCCUGAGUUCUGAUCUGGACAUUUCAGUUAUUGACUCUGACGUAGAAGGUAGAAAUACAAGCUCUCUUUUGGGGUGAAAAUUUUGUGCAUGAUUUGGCUUUCAUUGAGACGUCUCUGGGUCAGGAGUUACUAAGGAAGAGAAACUUACAUGCAGGUUGAAGCAUGCAGUGUCAAAUGUAUAAGGAAUAUAAAAGAUGCUGUAUAUUAGUAUAAGUUUGAAUAACCAUAAUAAAAAAA
Molecule: messenger RNA, 987 nt
Organism: Stegodyphus dumicola
Lineage: Eukaryota; Metazoa; Arthropoda; Arachnida; Araneae; Eresidae
Source: RefSeq, a predicted model, not a curated record